Messenger RNA from Cyclopterus lumpus (lumpfish), 1924 nucleotides. It is a transcript of the gene zbtb8b, whose product is annotated as zinc finger and BTB domain containing 8B. Gene Ontology annotation, biological process: regulation of transcription by RNA polymerase II. The transcript is spliced from 5 exons. Gene Ontology annotation, molecular function: protein binding; DNA-binding transcription factor activity, RNA polymerase II-specific; RNA polymerase II cis-regulatory region sequence-specific DNA binding. Lineage: Eukaryota; Metazoa; Chordata; Actinopteri; Perciformes; Cyclopteridae. The record is from RefSeq and is a predicted model, not a curated record. The coding region runs from base 131 to 1681 and encodes 516 amino acids.
AUUGCUGGAAGCGGAAGUUGUUAUGUGUCGACACGGGACAAUAAUGAGCCGUGCUAAUCGUGCUGUUAUGACAACGGUUUUCUCACGUACCGUCGCUUAAUUUAAACGGUGUCACUGAAGAAGUAUAGACAUGGAAGUGCCUUGCUACCUGCCCAAACUGCUCUUAGAGCUCAACGAGCAGCGUAAGAGGGACUUCUUCUGUGACUGCAGCAUCCUUGUUGAAGGCCGUGUCUUCAAGGCCCAUCGAAACGUGUUGUUUGCUGGGAGCGGCUAUUUCCGGGCUCUUCUGGUUCACUAUCUGCAGGAUAGUGGACAGCGCUCCAGCACAGCGUCGCUGGACAUUGUGACAGCCGAUGCCUUCUCGAUUAUCCUAGACUUCCUUUACUCUGGCCGCUUGGCCCUGAACAGAAGCAAUGUGAUUGAGGUGAUGUCAGCAGGCAGCUACCUGCAGAUGACCGAUCUGGUGAACUUCUGUAAGGGAUACAUCCGCUCGUCAUUGGAAAUAUGCAACAAGGAGAAGGAGCGGAAAACGGAGAAGGGUGGAGGGAUGGGUCCUGCAGACAGUGGCACUCCUGCUGUGACAGUCUCUUGUGGUGCAGAGGCUGUGGAGCCUCAUUCACAGGCUGCAGAGGCCGAUGGAGGCUCGGGUUUAAGUCUGAAGUCUGUGACCUUGGCUAAAACCCCCUUGUCCGUCCCUGUCACCACAACUCCGGGCACAAACAGAGACAUGGACAGCGACUAUCAUUCCAGGGAGGAAUUUGUAUCUGGGAGUAAAGGACACAUGGAUCAGACAAACCUCUCUUCCUCGUCAUCCUCUGCUUUAACCCCUGAGUUAGUGAACCCCAAAAUAGAGUACGACCCCGAUGAGGAGCUCAUGGAGUCCCCUGACACCAAAGACCUGGCCUCAUAUCCUGGGCCCUCUCUCCAUAAUCCUCAUCAUAGCAGACUACUUCCUCCCUCUCCUUCCAAUGAUCGCUCUCCGUUGGGAUACAGCCCUUCUUUUAAUGCCAAGCAGCUGAUGGAGAUUCUGUCCAGAAGUGAAGGCCCCAGUCCGGUGGGGGACAGAAUGGGACAGCGUUAUAACCAAGGACUAGGUAGCAGCACAGGAGGAGGCAGAAUGGAUGAAGGUUUAGGGUUUGUGGGAUCAUCUAUCAUGGAGAUCCAGUCUGAUUGGCUUGGAGAGGAAACAGGUGAUGGUUUGGUGGUGCAAGUGAAACUCCACAAGUGCCCAUUCUGUCCGUACACCGCCAAGCAGAAGGGAAUCAUGAAGAGACACAUCCGCUGCCACACGGGAGAGAGGCCCUUCCCCUGUCCCAUGUGUGGCAAGAGGUUCACAAGGCAGGAGCACCUUCGCAGCCACGCCCUCAAUGUCCAUCGGCACAACUGGCCAGUGCCGUGUAAGAGCUGCAGGCGAACCUUCACUGGAUCCGGCGUUACACCGGGACUCCGACGCUUCGGCAUCUGCGACAGCUGCAACUGCGUGACCACCACUCACGAGGAUUCCGCCAGCGUUCACCCGGCCGGCCAAGCAGAGCCCAUGGAUCGCGGCGGCGUGGGCACAGACUGGUCCAGUUUUAUGGACGGUGUAGACGAGGUGGAGGUUGGCAGAGUGGAGGACUUGGUAGAGAAACAGGUGCUUGAAAGGCAGCUGGCUGUCUGCACUGAUGUAGUGAAUAUGUAGUCUGCUGGCCAAACUGUUGUUAAUGUUAAAUUAUUACUAAAAUAAUGCCUUAUUUAUUGAUUAAUUCUAUUGUAACCAGAAAACAAAAUGUGUCCUUUUGACUGUUGGAGAUAUCGUGCUCCAGUGAUUUAAAAAUGUUUUGAAUCACAAAUGUGGUCCUUUUUAUAUUUGCUCAAAUGUACCUGUAUGUGCUGCACAUAAAGAGAACAUGGCUGUCGACCUUUACAGAUGCUAGACAAAAUA